This is a messenger RNA of Phytophthora sojae, 1593 nucleotides long. RefSeq lists its product as hypothetical. The transcript has 5 exons. The record is from RefSeq and is a predicted model, not a curated record. Lineage: Eukaryota; Oomycota; Peronosporomycetes; Peronosporales; Peronosporaceae. The coding region runs from base 1 to 1593 and encodes 530 amino acids.
AUGGUUCGUAAGCGUUCGUCUCUGCUUGAAAUCUGGGAGGCCACGCAGUACAUCCGUGACACGACUUGGGUGCGGGCCGUUGCAGUCGUCGUGGGGAUUCCAGUGCCAUGCUUGAUAGUCACGCUUCUAAUCGACUUCGUGCCACUGGCCCACCCAUCGGAGGGCAUCAUGAACAACAAACUGUUUUUGCUGCGGGAGUUCUACUGCUUCAUAGUGAUGACGUUCCUGGCCAUCCACCAGUUCCGCACGGGGGUGCGUACAGAGCUCGCCUACCCGACCAAGCGAGUCAUUCGAGACACGCUCAUCGUGUCGGCACUGACGGUUGGGGUUCUCUGUGGGGCCAUCUUGUGGAUUGGCUUCCCCGUGCCGUUCACGACACUUGUGGUCGUCCCUGCUUGGCUGACUCUGACGCUUAUUCCCAUGGGCAUUCAGUGGGGGAGGUAUCUGCUACACAACCCGAAGGCCGUGACGAUGCUCAUCGACAUGGUGAAGUUGUGGAUCUGCGACUUCUUGCUGGGCUUCAUCUACCCUCCGUACUUUUACAUCUUCACCUCACUGACGAGCCAGGCUCAGAUGGCGUUCACGCUGUUGUUGCCAGUGAUCAAGAUCUUCAUGAGGAAUCUGUUCGCACGCCUGUCGAGCUCGCCCUCGUUUUGGACGACGAUGGAGCUCAUGGUGGUUGACAUCUUCCUCAUCGGUCUGUCACUGCGGGAUAUCGAGACAGCGCGCAAAGGGCUGGGCGAACUCGAGCGCAAAGUGGACGACAGCUACAUGUGGAGCAGCCACCACGGCACCGUUGGUUAUAUCAGUCUAGGGGGUCGAAUGCCCACCACGAUCGAGAGAGCGAGUAUUCUCCUCGAGAGGGAGUCACAGACACACGCUGAGGCCUCUCGGUCGUCUCAACUGCUGGAGCUUAAAAUAUUGCAGCUGGAUGCCGAGCAAGAGCGGGAAGGGCCCAAACUCGCCACGCUCACGGCGAAGAAAACGUUUACAUCGUCCGUCACGACGAUUGCCAAGGAAUUCCGCAAGGCGUUUGAAGAAAGUGGUCGUAUUUACCCCACGGCGAAGAGUCCGGAAGUUAAGGGGAUCGUUAAAGAGUUGAAAGGAGACGCCCGUGACACGGAGAGCCGAACCCUGAGCUCUCAAGAUAGGCUGAAGUAUACGCGCAAGGUGCGGCGACUGCUCUACAUGGCGGAGUUUCUGCUCCUCCUCAACUACGUCGAAGUCAUCAUCCCGCUCGUCUUCUGUACGUACUGUUUGCCACCUCCCAACCGCGACUAUUACGCGAUCUACGACGGAAUCGACCAGGGCCAACUCAUCGAGACACUGGCCAACGUGGCCUUUUACUGCUUACUGCAAUCCGUGUCGUUGGUGCUGUUAACCUUCAUGCUAAAGCGCAUGCUGGGGUCGUCCCCGAUCCAGCAAAUCGCCUUUGUGCUGGAAAAGCAAGUCGAUUACGUGCAGAUCAGCCUCAUCUUCUGGCUGUUGUACAAUGUCCAGAGCUCGCUACAGCACUUGGGCUACGAUUACAGCUUCCAGUUUGCGUGGUUAUCGCAUGAAGCAGGAUCGACAUUAAAUGAAAGUGGGCAGUAG